CAUAAAAGAGGUGUUGUUAAAUGUGCGGGAAUUAACACAGUAAAAUGGCACUCUCAUGCAUUGACCGUGUGUGUAUUCUGUGUAAUGUACUAAAUUACUGACAGUAAGCAGGGCAUUAGUGUUACUUUUGCUUUCGUUUGAGUACUUAACUACAAAACGAAAUGGAACCGAAACGGUUGCACCCUUCUCUGCAGAAAGAUGUGGCUGCAGUUGUUUCUCAUGUGCUUGCUUCUGAAAGCUACCAGUCCACAGAUAACCAGUUUUGGGGACACAACAGUGGAAUACGGCAAGGAUGCAUACUACAAGUGUGAGCUUAAGAACCAGAAGGCUUCAGUCAGCUGAUGUGUUUGAUCUGCGAGGCGUUCCCCUAAGUCUUAUUGGCCUCGCCUCAGGUGUGCACCAGAUCACGUGGCAGAGGCGUCUACGGGGUAAUCCCGUUGAGAAUCUCGGGUCCUACAGUGAGCUGUUUGGCCAGCACAUCAAUGAGCUGUACCAGGGAAAGGUGAUUCUCAAUGAGACAUCCCUCAGCUCAGCGUCCCUCACCCUAAAGAACGUCACGUGGGCGGAUGAGUGUUGUUACAUUUGCAUCUUCAACGUGUACCCAGGAGACUCCAAAAGAAAGCAGACAUGCCUCACCGUGCAAGGAAUAUCUGAGUUGAAAGCUAAGGUACACAAUCCUGAAAGCGAGCUUGCCGAUGGAACCGCAACAGUUGUGUUCAGCUGCUCCACCACCGGGAAACCAGCACCAACCAUCCGCUGGCGUUUCUCGCCAAAUUCCACCGCUUUGCACCAGACGACGCCCACCACAGUAGCCAACCGCGACGGCACCUUCACCAGGAGUCAGAAUGUCACGUUGCGCUUGACCGAGAGUUGGGACGGACAUGCAGAAUGUGUGGUGCAGAGCGGCAGUCGGGGAGAAAGGAUGAAGAGGGUCCCUUUUUCCUGGGAUGCUGGCUGGGAGAAGAUGGUGGAAGACAGAGAGACUGGUGGAGGAGUGUCUAAAACCGGACAGACUCUUGUGGUCGUUGUGGUUGCUGUUGUUGUUGCUGCUGCUGCCUUGAUGGGCCUCAUAGGAAUCAUCAUUGUAAGAGCACGGAAGAGGCAUGAUAUUUUCAGACGAACUGUUUAGUUUGUCAUCUCAACCAUGACCCCUGGCAACAUGUAGCAACGACGGGACGUAUUGUACAGUAUGUAUUGAAGGCGAUUGGUGGAAGUGCCCCAACUUUGUACCUAAUUUAAACCUACUGUCAUUAUUAUUUCCUUUUUACACAGAUUCAUGUUUGAUUUUUGAAGGAAUUCCAGCGUGUUGUUUUUUCUUUUGCAGGAAGGAAAUAGAAAUCUGAAGGCUUUUUUAGGUUUUUCCAUUAGUGUUUGAGAUGGAAGGGGAGGUACUUGAGGCGUUUUGAUCUCUUUCAUGAGCUAUAAGCUCGAAAAAUGUGUUUUUGUGCCCUCUAGUGGGACUUUUCAGUUGAACUACACAGAAGUGGGAGA
Molecule: messenger RNA, 1491 nt
Organism: Hippocampus comes (tiger tail seahorse)
Lineage: Eukaryota; Metazoa; Chordata; Actinopteri; Syngnathiformes; Syngnathidae
Product: nectin-4-like
Exons: 6
Coding region: 293-1129 (278 amino acids)
Biological process (GO): negative regulation of neuroinflammatory response; heterotypic cell-cell adhesion
Cellular component (GO): cell surface; axon; neuronal cell body
Molecular function (GO): cell-cell adhesion mediator activity
Source: RefSeq, a predicted model, not a curated record